AUGCGGCUAGACGAUCCGGAAUUGAUCGCUUCUAGUACGCGAGGUGGAGAGCUUGUGGUAGAGGUCGAGGAGGUCGAGGAGGUCGAGGAGGUCGGGGAAGUCGAGGAGGUCGAGGAGGUAGUAGAGGUAGUAGAGGUGGAAGAGGUAGUAGAGGUAGUAGAGGUGGAAGAGGUAGUAGAGGUAGUAGAGGUGGAAGAGGUAGUAGAGGUGGAAGAGGUGGAAGAGGUAGUAGAGGUGGAAGAGGUGGAAGAGGUAGUAGAGGUGGAAGAGGUGGAAGAGGUGAAGGAGAUGGAGGAGAUGGAAGAGGUGGAAGAGGUGGAAGAGGUGGAAGAGAUGGAGGAGAUGGAAGAGAUCGAAGAGCUAGACCCGCUUUCGAUGGGAACGCAGGCGGUCUCUCGGUGA
Messenger RNA from Monosiga brevicollis MX1, 402 nucleotides. RefSeq lists its product as uncharacterized. The coding region runs from base 1 to 402 and encodes 133 amino acids. The record is from RefSeq and is a predicted model, not a curated record. The transcript has a single exon. Lineage: Eukaryota; Choanoflagellata; Craspedida; Salpingoecidae.